GUUAACCCAAAAAUGUAAACCCUCUCAUUUACUCACCCUCAUGCCAUCCCAGAUGUGUAUGACAUUCUUUCUUCAGCAGAACAGAAACGAUGAUUUUUAAUAAAGAAUAUCUCAGCUCUAUAUGUCCAUACAAUGCAAGCGAAUUGUGACAAGAAAUUUGAAGGUCCAAAAGGUAGCAUAAAAGUGAUUCAAACCAAUCAAUGUUUAAGUCCCUUUUUACCAUAAAUCUCUGUUUUCACUUCUCUUUGCUUGGAAUUGUUGUUUUCAGUUACAACACUGAACACUGAGUGGUUAAUUGCCCUAAAUGGUAAUUGUAUUGAUUUUGCCAAGUGACUUGUGUAUUUUAUUGUAUUUGACCAACCUUCUACAAAUAUUGCAAUAUAGAUUUUAAUUUUCAGAAACUCAAACAUACAAACAUUGCAUAAUCUAACAAGUUUGGCUCAUCUGUUGGUCUAUGUGUGGUUGAAAAUGAUAUCAAAUUGAUCUAUAUCAAAGUUUGUAGUGUAUAUGAAGAUUUGCUUUAAAACCGUUAAUAAUGCAACAGCCUGUUGUCAAAAUGAGUAUUUAGCGCUCUACUGGAGACCACAAUUAAAUCUGAAACUGCACAGAGCACUUCCGUGAAGUCUUACGACUGGAAACAUUCUUGAUCAGCUGUUUCCGUUUAUUAAACCGCCUCAGAUGUAUUGUCAGUUUGCUGUUAACAGAAUUACUUAUUAAAGGAAUGUGAAUUCCGAAGUGCCUGCAGUGCACCUGUACCUUUGUGUACUUUUCUCAGUGUGUGUCAUGGGUGGGUCUUAUAAAGUUACACACACCUGAUUCAACCUAUUGAACUGCUGACUGCGUGAAGAACUCAAGUUUUAACUCAAGAUCAUGAGUUUACCAGACUAUAAAUCUACUGGAAAACAGUCCACAGCACCUGUGCAGUCGAAAUCUCAAGUUGUUCAGCUCAAUAUUGGAGGCCAUGUUUUCAGCACCACCUUGGGAACCAUUCGUAAGUUUCCAAACUCCACACUGGCAGACCUGUUUAAUGGAUCAUCCAAGCUUCGGAUGGACUCUGAGGGUCGAUACUUCAUAGACCGUAAUGGAACUCACUUUGGGUUGAUCCUUGAGUACCUCAGAUCGGAAAAAGUUCCCACCGAACAUUUACAGGAAGUUCACAAGGAGGCUUUGUACUAUGACAUCAAACCUCUAGCCAAAGCCAUUGAAGAUAUGCCUCAGAUCUUUGGAGAAACAGUUGGAAGACAACAAUUUCUGGCCCGUGUUCCAAACUACCGGGAAAACCUGGAAGUAAUCGUCAAGGUAGCCAGAGCGGAGGCCAUCGCAUCUCGGUACUCGAAGAUAAUCGUCUGUGUCCUGAGGACAGAAGAUGAUUUAGCCAGAUACAACGAUGCCAUUGACAAUAUCGACACUCCGAAAGAGUCUGUGGUGAGAUUCGGUCCAUGGAAAGCUCCAGCUUCAGUGGAGGAUCUGUUAGAUUGCAUCAGAAUGGAUAUAGAGGCCAAAGGAUAUAAAGUCAAGAUCGAACCACACAACAUAGACAAAGGGUUUCUCUUCAAAAGCUACAACUUCUUCUAUAAACUGACGUUCACCUGGUGGUGAUGGGUGUGUGGCUCAACAAUUAAGCCAAUGAAAUAGUGAUUUGAAGGGAUAUUUGGACAAUGGUUUGAUGGAACUUUAGCAAUUCAGACAUAAAAGUGACAAGAUCUGUGACAAGCACCUCCUGUAUGACUGACAGCUUUCAUAUAAGUGUCAUGAAACUGUUAGUAUCUGUCAUUGGCCUGCCUUGUUUAAAGGGAUAGUUCACCCAAAAAUGAAAAUUCUCUCAUUAUUUACUCACCCUCAUGCCAUCCCAGAUGUGUAUGACUUUCUUUCUUCUGCAAAACACAAAGAAAGAUAUUUAGAAUAAUAUUUCAGCUCUGUAGGUACAUACAAUGCAAGUGAAUGGUGGCCAGAACUUUGAAGGUCCAAGAAGCAUAUAAAGGCAGUAUAAAAGUAAUCCAUAAGACUCCAGUGGUUAAAUCUAUGCCUUCAGAAGUGAUAUGAUAGGUUUGGGUGAGAAACAGAUCAUUAUAUAUGUCUUUUUUUUUUUUUUACUAUAAAUCUCCACUUUCCCUUUCACAUUCUUCUCCUUUGUGCAUAUCGCCACCUACUGUGCAGGGAGGAGAAUUUAUGUUGUAUACUAUGCCUGUCCAUAGCCUGCUAUAACCUACAGUAAAUAAAUCCAUUAAAAUAUUAAUAUAAUCACUUAAGCUUCACUCCAGGAACUUUUGCUCAACAAUUGUGUGAUUUUUAUAGCUUUAGUAUGAAUGAAGGGACAUUUUUAGUGGAAACAAUACCAAUAUUAUUGUUGCUUACAUUUGU
Myxocyprinus asiaticus (Chinese sucker) is the source of this 2361-nucleotide messenger RNA. It is a transcript of the gene kctd14, whose product is annotated as potassium channel tetramerization domain containing 14. NCBI's taxonomy places the organism in Eukaryota, Metazoa, Chordata, Actinopteri, Cypriniformes, Catostomidae. Gene Ontology annotation, molecular function: protein binding. The transcript has 2 exons. The coding region runs from base 871 to 1599 and encodes 242 amino acids. The record is from RefSeq and is a predicted model, not a curated record. Gene Ontology annotation, biological process: protein homooligomerization.